Messenger RNA from Lachancea nothofagi CBS 11611, 1752 nucleotides. The record is from the annotation of a GenBank genome assembly. NCBI's taxonomy places the organism in Eukaryota, Fungi, Ascomycota, Saccharomycetes, Saccharomycetales, Saccharomycetaceae.
AUGAAACUCUCCAUGGGCAGCAGAACCAGCACGCUGGGGCUGCGUGGUAACUCGCUGCGAGUGGCCAUCACCAUCACCGCUGUGACCGGUUUCUCGCUCUUUGGCUACGACCAAGGGCUGAUGUCCGGCCUCAUCACCGGAAAACAAUUCAACAGCGAGUUCCCCGCUACCUACAGGGUCGACGCCGACGACCGGAAAGCCACCCUGGUGCAGGGCGCUGUCACCGCGUGCUACGAGAUCGGCUGUUUCUUCGGCUCGCUGUUCGUCAUGUUCAGCGGCGAGCGUUUGGGCCGUAAGCCCAUGGUCAUCAUGGGCGCCAUCGCCACCAUCGUGGGCACCGUCAUCUCCACGUCCGCUUUCGGCCCCCACUGGGGGCUCGGCCAGUUUGUCGUGGGCCGUGUCAUCACCGGCGUGGGUACCGGUCUCAACACCUCCACCAUCCCCGUGUGGCAAUCCGAAAUGUCCAAGCCCGAAAACCGUGGUCUUCUCGUCAAUCUCGAAGGUUCCGUCAUCGCUGUCGGCACCAUGAUCGCUUACUGGAUCGAUUUCGGUCUUUCCUACGUCGAUUCCUCCGUACAAUGGCGUUUCCCCGUUGCCAUGCAGAUUUUCUUCGCAAUCAUGCUGCUGAUCGGCAUUUGGGAGCUACCGGAUUCUCCACGUUGGCUCAUGUCUCGGGGUCGCAACCAAGAGGCUAUCCAUAUCUUGGCUGCGCUCGACGAUCUACCAAUUGACGAUGACGCCAUUGUUGCCGAGGCCACCGCUAUCCAAGAUACCGUCAACCGUUUCCGUCACGAAAAACGUUCCAUCAAAGAUCUGUUCACCGGUGGUAACUCCCAAAACCUUCAACGUGCCCUCAUCGCCUCUUCCACCCAGUUUUUCCAGCAAUUUACCGGUUGUAACGCUGCUAUUUACUACAGUACCGUGUUGUUUGAAGAUUCCAUUCAUCUAACUGGCAAAUUACCACUCAUCUUGGGUGGUGUUUUCGCAACCAUUUACGCUCUAUCCACUAUUCCUUCAUUUUUCCUAGUUGAAUCUUUGGGCAGACGUAAGUUGUUUUUAUUGGGUGUUACAGGUCAAGCCCUUUCCUUCACUAUUACAUUUGCGUGUCUGAUUGAUGGUAAGACCCAAACCGCAAAAGGUGCUGCAGUCGGUUUAUUCUUGUUCAUUAUUUUCUUUGGUAUGUCCAUGCUGUCACUUCCUUGGAUCUACCCACCCGAGAUCGCCUCCAUGCGUGUUCGUUCCGCUACAAAUGCUUUGUCCACUUGUACCAAUUGGCUCUGUAACUUCGCAGUUGUUAUGUUUACUCCAGUUUUCGUGCACGACGCCAGAUGGGGCUGUUACCUAUUUUUCGCCGCCAUCAACUACUUGUACAUCCCAGUUAUCUUCUUUUUCUACCCAGAAACCGCUGGUAGAUCUUUGGAGGAAAUCGACAUCAUUUUCGCCAAAGCCCACAUCGACGGUACCCAAGCCUGGAGAGUCGCCGCUAACUUGCCAAAACUUUCCUUGGCCGAAGUCGACGAUCAAGCCAACGCCUUGGGUCUGUACGAUGACGAUUUGGAAAAACAAGAUCUCGACGUUGAUGGAGCUGCUGACAAUGAAAAUGAAUUGACCAACCGUCACACUAAUGGUGGUGCUGCUGGUUACACUUUGUUCGAAAAGAAGGACCAAGAAGAUAACGCCGCCGCUGGUGCUAAUGGGGCCUCCCCCCAGCCGCCAGUUGACGGCUCUUCCUCUUCUCAAAAGUCCGAGUGA